Dendroctonus ponderosae (mountain pine beetle) is the source of this 1084-nucleotide messenger RNA. RefSeq lists its product as uncharacterized. Lineage: Eukaryota; Metazoa; Arthropoda; Insecta; Coleoptera; Curculionidae. The record is from RefSeq and is a predicted model, not a curated record. The transcript has 2 exons. Gene Ontology annotation, biological process: proton motive force-driven ATP synthesis. Bases 436 to 882 code for a protein of 148 amino acids. Gene Ontology annotation, molecular function: proton transmembrane transporter activity.
UGGCUGUUAAUGAGAGCUGCUAAUUCUCAUCGCCAAACCGAAAGCCGAGCGGCAAAAGUAAUUGAAAAGCCAAUGGCGAAAAAAUCGCCCUGUGCGGAACUGAUGAACUUGAAACCAACCAUUAAGCGACAGAUGGCUGAAGAAACAUUAACGGUUUGCUGAUGUCGGUAACAGGCGACCCACUAGCUGGCAUGGGGGAUUUUCCGAAAAACAAAAAAAACACUCGAACUCGUUCACUUACGUUAAACCACACCGUUGCGAAGCUUCCGCCGCACUAACAAACAAUAACAAUUGAUGGAACAUCAUGUCGGGUUUCACCUGGCGGAGGAAACUCACCGUUAGAAGAUCGGUGACCCGGUAUUCCACUAUUGGAGCAUUUUCUCGAAGGUAACGGCCGUUAAAGUCACUUUGACUGACAGCAAUUGAAGCGGCAUCAUGCCAGAUUUGCUCGCCCCAGUUCAAGUUUCCCUACUGAUCAAGUUUUUCAGAUACGCCUUUCUGAUUCCCGGCAUUUUUUAUGGGGCCGGGAAACUGAAGGCGCUCAGAGCUCUGGAAGCGAGCAGACCUGAAGAAGCUGCUAGAAAACGGGCGCUCAGAGCGGCUCAGCUGGCCGAAGAGAAGCAACUGGCUGCUGAGCGGGACUUUGAGCAAAUUGUGGAAAUAUUCCGGCCGCUCCCUAACGUUGGAGCACUUGGGCCAAGUGGCUUAAAGCAAGAAACUGUCUUAGAACCUGGGUCUACAAGUGAUGUGCAGUUUGAGGGGUUGUACAACAAGCCCUUGGGUUUGACCGAACAAGAGCCCGACCGGUAUGUGAUUGAGGAUUUUGAAAAAGCCCCCAUUUUACGUCUUGAGGAUGGCGAGUGCCGGACACCUCCCGAAUGAUGCGGCAGGUUUUGACGUAAAUUAGUUCCAAUCAGCCUGAUGCAACGGAAAAAUGUUUUUUUUUUAAUAACCGUUGACCAGAUGCUUUAAUUUAAUUAUGAAAUAUACGUUUUUAAUAAUAGCACUGUUGCCAUCCGUUGACCGCAAGUGUGAUAAAAGACUUUCUAUAUGGCGGCCGCUCUACAAUAGACAUUGUUUGCUU